AUGCCAAAACUGUUACAGGAUCAGCCGUUUUGGAACAAGAAGGCGCCGAUUACAAACCCACUUGGCAUGUUGGGCCGUCGUGGACGCUGUCUGUGUGGGGGUUCAUGUUUGCCGUUUCGAGGUUCCGGUUCGUUAGGGAAUAGAUGGCCGUCGGCAAUACGGUCAGCUCCGCCGCUAAAAACUUUGCCGUUGACUCACUGGAGGAGAGGUCAACUGGUGCCUGAGUCGUGGGAUAGUGUCUAG
Pochonia chlamydosporia 170 is the source of this 243-nucleotide messenger RNA. RefSeq lists its product as hypothetical. The record is from RefSeq and is a predicted model, not a curated record. NCBI's taxonomy places the organism in Eukaryota, Fungi, Ascomycota, Sordariomycetes, Hypocreales, Clavicipitaceae. The coding region runs from base 1 to 243 and encodes 80 amino acids. The transcript has a single exon.